Molecule: messenger RNA, 2341 nt
Organism: Monascus purpureus
Lineage: Eukaryota; Fungi; Ascomycota; Eurotiomycetes; Eurotiales; Aspergillaceae
Source: the annotation of a GenBank genome assembly
ACCGCUUCUUACUGCGCUAGCUCUGCGGGGGUCUGGGCUGGAAAUGAAGCGAAGGAGUUGGCAAUCUUGAUGCCACACCGCCUGCCGGCAGAAUGACGAAGGGCAAAAAGUGAGAAUUGCAGCGAUUCCUCCGGCCGACUUGAAUGCUCUGGAGAUCGCAGUCUAUUGCUAUUUAUAUAUCAAAUCGAACGCGGAGGACAAGCAAGACGCUGCACAUAGCUCUGCCUGUCAAUCAGCGCCAGCUCUCGGCCAGUAAGCCCGAGACGGACAUCCGCUGCGUGGCCUGGAUGCCGUCGCGCCCGUCGCAAACUCCCAGGUACGUGAGUGAGAGUAUCAGCCGGCUAUUAUUUCUCUUGGGAUAAUGCAUGUCGCUGCCGUCUUAUCUUCCAAGAUGGCUUGUUCUUUGUUUUAUUUAUCUUUUGACUUUUUUUUCGGCUUUUUUUUUAUUUUCUCUGUUACCCCUUUUCCCUGAGUUUCCUCGGGGUUCGUCAAAGCAUACUUCCAUGGCCCCCAACCACCGCGAGGCAUCAGGAGUGUCCAACUCACGAAGAGCAUCUGCGUCUUCCUUGCAAUUUGACUUUCAUGUGUCAUUUCGGGUCGUCCUGUGUAUGGUCGGAUCCUGUUCAGUCAAUGAUCGGUGCCUUUAGACUUUCUCCACGAUCACAAACGAUGUCGGACUACUGACGUUGUUUGAUCUUGCACUAUUCCGAUCGUAUUCACUGUGCCACAUGCUGGGAAUCAGAAUCUCCCACAGGCCUACCUUCUUUGUCAGCUGCCAGGUCUCCCACCUUCAAGAGGAGAGGAGAACAAGACAAGACAGGUCCUGAUGCUUCUGGUCCCUCAUAUCUUGUCACACUCCUUUCGCAUUUGUUUCUCUACUUUUAUCAUUCUAUCGUUCUUGGUUCACCCUCAAGGCACUUCGAUUCUAGCCAGCCUUUAGCCCACUGCAUCUCACCUUCUAUUCUUCUUCCCAUGUCUUCACGUCGCUCCCUUCGGUCUCGCCCUAUGCGGGCUGAUCCAGUGAAUGUGGCCUCUAACGCAAGCACGAGAUCUACUAGAUUUUCCGAUUCUGUCGCUACUUCUGAUCCAGUGACCCUUUCUCGAUCUACGUCAGACUCAUCAGAAGACCCCAAAAGGUCAUUUCGUCUCACCUUGAGGAUGCCUUCAAACAAACUCCGUGAAGUCAGCGGUCGUGGCAAGGCAGACUUGGCUGCUGUGGGGAAACGCAACAUAUUCACCGAGAACCCUAUCAUCACUGGACCGCGGAACAGCAGAUCCAAAAAGAAGAUUGUCGAAGUGGACACUAGCGACGAUGAAGAUGACAUAGAAGACCAGGAGGAAGACGAACUCGAUGAAGAUGAAAUGGAUGUCGAUGGCGAUGCAGACGUAGAUGAUGCUCCACCUCGGCAACCUGUGUCCAAAAGGAACACCAAGGCUUCAGCACCCUCUGGAAAGGCGGCUAAGAGCGUUGAAAUGAAAGAGAUGGAUGUAGCGGAAGAAGAAGACGAGGAGCUGUCGGAGCUGGAAUCAGACGCUGGAAGAGAUGCUGAAGAGCAAGAGGAAAGCGGGGCCGCCAAUGGAGUCGCAGAUGACGAUGGGUUGGAAGAGGAAGAUGAGGAAGACGAGGAAGACGAAGAUGAAGAUGAAGAUGUCGAUACCGACCAAGCGACCCCUGCCAGUAGAACAAGCACGCCGGACUUCAACAGGUUGACCAAGCGGCAAAGAGGCUCUUUGGGUAAUGACUUUUUGCAGCUUCCCAUGGAGCCCCAAGUCAAGAAGCAUCUAACGGCGGAGGAGCGCGCUAUGCGUCGCGCUGAAAUGGCACGACGAAGGAAAAAUCUUAGUGAGAAGCGCAACGAGGAAGAAAAGAUGGAUACAAUCAACAGGCUUCUGAGAAAACAAGCCCCAAAGCGGCGCGGCAGGAUGUCCGCCGUCGAAGCGCCAGAUGCUAUCCCUGGAGAACAGGAGCAGCCGGAGAUAGAGAAACCGGACCCAACCAUGAUUCGAUGGAUCAGCGAUCGCGAUGGAUGCAAGGUUGGAGUUCCGCAGGAAUGGCUUGGUACUUCUGCAGGACGUAUGUUCGGAAGCAACACUUCCGGGGACAAUCAGACCCGGAAGCUCGUCGAAGAAGUAUGAGCAUGCAUGGAUUAUGAGGAUGUCAUGUCAAGGGGGGAAUUGUGCAUUUAAUAAAGACUGUAUGAUUUUAUACCGAUCCGGGAAAUGUGACGAAUUACGGUAACAGGGAUUACUGGCGAGUUAUGGGACUGUUUAUUUGAGAAGUUAAAACGAGUUUGCACUAUACCUAUCCUAAGCCGUUUUAGAAAUUGAAUUAGAAAGGGAU